CUAAAUUCUAAUGACGUGACUGGUGUGGUGAGUGAUCCGAAAAGAGAAAGAAAAAGAAAAAUGGCGUCGAUAACAGGACCGCACAUUCUACUACACUCUCGCUCUCCAUCGCUCAAACUCAAACCCUUCCCAAAUUCACUAUUCUCCUCAAAACAAGCUUCUUCUCCUCAUCGUCAUCGUCAUGGUAGCACCUUGUGUUCCGUCAAUUCAAUUUCCAUCGUCCCCGACCUCCUCGAUUACCUCAACCACUCCUGGACCCAAUUCCACGCCACAGCGGAGGCUAAACGACACCUAAUCGCCGCCGGUUUCCACUUGCUUCACGAGAACCAAGAAUGGGACCUCAAGCCCGGUGGACGCUACUUCUUCACACGCAACAUGUCUUGUCUCGUUGCUUUCGCCGUCGGAGAAAAGUACAAUGUCGGCGACGCUUUUCACGUCAUAGCGGCGCACACCGACAGCCCCUGCCUCAAACUCAAGCCCAAAACGGCGUCGUGCAAGUGUAACUACUCGAUGGUGAAUGUGCAGACUUAUGGAGCUGGCUUGUGGUACACUUGGUUUGAUAGGGAUUUGAGCGUUGCUGGGAGAGUCAUUCUCAGAAGCACCGCUAACUCUUACGUGCAUAAGCUUGUCAAAGUCGAUAGACCCAUUUUGCGCAUUCCCACACUCGCCAUUCAUCUUGACCGCACAGUGAACAAGGAUGGUUUUAAACCGAAUCUAGAGACUCAACUUCUUCCUUUACUUUCUAUGAAACAUGAGGACGCUUCUCUCGAAUCCAAGGAGAAGACUAGUUCUUAUCAUCAUCCACUGCUUAUGCAGGUUCUGUCAGAUGAGUUGAACUGUGAUGUUGAUGACAUAGUGAAUAUUGAACUGAAUGUUUGUGAUACUCAACCUAGCUGCCUUGGAGGUGGAAACAAUGAAUUUAUUUUUUCUGGAAGAUUAGAUAAUCUAGCUUCAAGUUAUUGUGCAUUAAGGGCACUUAUUGACUCCUGUGAAUCUCCUGGUGACUUAGCAAGUGAACAUGCAAUUCGGAUGGUUGCUUUAUUUGACAAUGAAGAGGUGGGUUCAGGUUCUGUUCAAGGAGCUGGAGCACCCACCAUGUUUCAGGCCAUGAGACGUAUAGUUAGUGAUUUAGCGAGUGACUAUGUCGGUGAAGGCACUUUUGAGCGCACUAUACGCCAAUCAUUUCUUGUGUCUGCAGAUAUGGCCCAUGGAGUUCAUCCAAAUUUUAUGGAUAAGCAUGAUGAACUCCACCGACCAGAGCUGCAGAAAGGAUUGGUUAUCAAGCACAAUGCAAACCAGCGCUAUGCUACUAGUGGAAUCACAUCUUUUCUUUUUAAAGAAGUUGGAAAAAUCCAUAACCUUCCAACCCAGGAAUUUGUGGUCAGAAAUGACAUGGGAUGUGGAUCAACCAUAGGUCCAAUACUUGCUUCUGGGGUUGGCAUACGAACGGUUGACUGUGGUAUUGCUCAACUUUCAAUGCACAGUAUAAGGGAAAUAUGUGGCAAGGAAGAUAUAGACAUUGCUUACAAGCAUUUCAAAGCUUUCUAUCAAAGUUUUUCGAGCAUAGACAAGAUGCUGACUGUGGAUAGCUGAGCUAUGUUUUUGAGCUUGUGUUUGGCACCACAGUUGCAUUUUCUGAGGAAGCCUUGAUGGUGAAAUCAGCACGAUGUUUUACGAUGGCUUUGGAUUCUCUGCUUCAACAUGAGACAAAACCUGAUUUCCCUCCUUCAACGUAAGCAGAUGAACUUUCUUCCUUAGCUUCUAGAUGGAUUAUGCCAGGAUUUUGUUUUGCAAAUAUGACUGCGUUCCGAUUCUUUCUAUUUCCCAAAGGGUACUUGUAAAUACAUUAAAUUAAAAUAUGGAUUUUCUUGCCAGCGGUUCUUAGAAUGUUGGAGUACAUGGUAAGAGUAGCACCAUUAAAUCUGAA
This is a messenger RNA of Cajanus cajan (pigeon pea), 1927 nucleotides long. Its product is annotated as Zn-dependent exopeptidases superfamily protein. The record is from RefSeq and is a predicted model, not a curated record. Gene Ontology annotation, molecular function: zinc ion binding; aminopeptidase activity. NCBI's taxonomy places the organism in Eukaryota, Viridiplantae, Streptophyta, Magnoliopsida, Fabales, Fabaceae. Gene Ontology annotation, biological process: proteolysis.